Messenger RNA from Nerophis lumbriciformis (worm pipefish), 2824 nucleotides. It is a transcript of the gene phf23b, whose product is annotated as PHD finger protein 23b. The record is from RefSeq and is a predicted model, not a curated record. Lineage: Eukaryota; Metazoa; Chordata; Actinopteri; Syngnathiformes; Syngnathidae. Gene Ontology annotation, cellular component: nucleus. Gene Ontology annotation, biological process: negative regulation of autophagosome assembly; negative regulation of autophagosome maturation; positive regulation of protein ubiquitination.
UUCUGCCGCGCGCAGACUACUUGGGAGUGUGUCGAAUCCGUUGCGUUACAUCUUUCUUGCGAACUAUCAAAACACAAACAAAAAUCGGAUACGUUACUUAUUUAAAUGUUAAAUAAUGCUUGUAGGCUGGACCGGUGCUUUUGUUUAUUUUUAACAAAACAGCAUGAGCGAAGGAAAAAUUACGUAUCGUCAAGUGUGGCGACACUUUUAAAGGCGGUUCGCUGGAUUAAGGAGGGGAUUUACAGCAACUUUUCAUUUUUUCUGGAUUUGUUUAAUGUUUUUUUUCGUAAAGAAGAGAUUCUUUUUUUAUUUGCAUCGGCUAUUGCCCGGGUGCUUUCACACCGGGCUGCCGCUGUUGAGCUCCGGCUAGCUAGCGGUUAGCUAGCUGGCUCUUGGAUCUAAUAAUCAUAAUAAGGCCUGCUCGUCGGAAAGGAGAAGGGGGACAAUGCUCGACAUAAUGUCUGACCACCAAGAUUCGCUUCUGACGUGCAAAACUGAACCUUUGCCCCCAGAGAGGAAGAGAAGGACGGUGGAGGACUUCAAUAAAUUUUGCAGCUUUGUCCUUGCCUAUGCUGGCUACAUCCCCAGUCCCAAAGAGGAAAGCUCAUGGUCACCAACGUCAAGCUCCGCCCACAGCUCAGGGCCGUCAGUGGAUGGCGGUGGCAGCAGUGGCUCGAUGAGUGCAACUUGGGCAGAUGGCGGCUCCUCGGACCUUCACACCAUCCACACAUUUGUGCGCAAGGCCCGCGCUAACAAGGGCAAAAGCCGCAUGCCCCCUGACAGCACCUUGCUGGACAAAAUGCGCCUCAAAGACACGCUAUACGACAGCGCUAGCCACGCCAAAGCCGAGCGCAGGAAGGACAAAAAGCCCAAAAAGUUAUUCGGCUUGCCAUCUUCGGCGGACAGUGGUAGCAGCGAAGGCGAGAAACGGCCGCGCAUCAAACGCUGCAAGAACAGCAAGCAACCCAAACCCAAGAGGUUCAAGAGCACCAUGAUGCAAGACAACAGUGACCCAGAGGAGCAGUGUGAGGGUGGACCAACCGAGCACGGGGAUCCCAGUCCAAGCCUGCAUGGCGCCGCCGGCAAGAUGACGCACUCUGACGAGACCAUGAGGGACGCCGAGAUGAGUUCCAGCGAGGGCGAGACGUGGAUCGCAGACGAAGACAUCAUGGUAGAGUCUGGGGACGACUCGUGGGACCUGAUCACGUGCUACUGCGGGAAGCCGUUUGCUGGGCGGCCGAUGAUCGAGUGCAACCAGUGCGGUAUCUGGGUGCACUUGUCCUGCGCCAAAAUCAAGAAGUCCAAUGUCCCCGACAUCUUUUACUGCCACAAGUGCAGGGACUUGAGGCGGUCGGGGCACAAAAAAGACACUUAGAAACAAACUUUAGGGGGCGGAGGGGCAUGGUUGGUGGUCAGGGAUUGGUUGUUAAGCCAGCCCCUUUUGCUUUUGUUGCCUAAAACAGCCAAAAACAGCCUAACCCGUCACUGCAUUUGUCUUUCUUUUUGGACAAUCAACAGUUGUUGUUUUUAUUUUCUUUGGACAAGUUUUUUUGCGUUCAUGACAAAAAUAGUUGGUCUUAAGGGCGAGCAGUGUUUGCUUCCAGGAAUAAUAUUUGUCUAAAAGGCAGCUUGUGUUUUUUUAGUUGUCAGUGUUAGUCACUGAUGAGAUUUAAUCCUGAUUUCAGACAAUGGGCUUUUUUUGUUGUUGUGCAUCAAUUUUAAACGUUGGUGUCCCCGGUAAGGAACCCUUGCGGUGGGCGACCCGACUUCGAUUAUGAGCUAUUUUUGUUGUGCAUCAAUUUCAAAAUUAAGUAUUGCACUUUUUACUUAUCUGUUCUUGACCGAGCGCUUACACUCCCGAACGAGCUUGUAUGUAACAAGCAAAUGUUUUAUUUUAGUUUGCAUCACAAGGCUUCUUUUCCGUUGGCACUCUUUAAAAGGCGAGUCAACUCCCGCUUUAAGACAAUUGUAAAAGUGUACAGAGAGUAAGUUGACGCCAUGGACGGUAUUUUGGCUGUUUUUCGUUUAAUUUCUUCGUUUUCGGGGAUCGGUGAGUGGCACUUUUUUGUGCUAACUCUCUUUCUCAAUCGUUGUGUUGUACAUAUUGCAUUCUUUGACAAAUGUACAUAUGUGAAAGUUCAAGAGAGGGAAAAAAACUAGCCAUGCAAAAAAGACUAUAUUUUCCGCAGUUAUGCAUUUUUUUUUUCUUUAAUCGUAGUUUGGAAAAUAAAAUUCUUCUUUGGGAAAUUAUGUUUUGGGUACCUCUUUAUUCGGCGGCGGUUCUCUCAGGUGGCGGGAAGUCUGCGAUGUGGGAGUCGGAGACCCACGGGGGACACCAGCAGUGGUUGCAGGUGACAAACUACACACUAGCAUACAUGCAUGGUCUGUUUUUUGCAUCUGUAUUCAUCUUAUGGGACUUUUAAAUCAUCAUCAUUGUUUGAAUUAUUAUUUCUACUUGUGUCCUUGCUAAUAUAGUCAUUUAUAUUAGUAUUAACACUGUCACAGUUUAAAGUUGUUAAUUUCCACGCAUUAGCAGGAGACCAUGCAGUGGCCACUGCUGCAAUUUGUCUGUCUCGCAGUCUUCUCCCCCCCAAAUCCAUCUCCAGGUUCUAAACCACAUUCUAUGACCAGAUAUUCCUGCAUCGGAAGAAUCUUUGACAAAAUCAGCUCCACCCAAAUGGCUUUUCCAAUAAGAUCCAACAAUUAGACGAGUGCUACUCCUGCAUCCGAUGCCAAUGGCCAAUCGAGCACGACACAAGCAGACGAUGAAAUGGAUGCUCUCAACAUCUGUUGCUGGGUGAUAUGUGAUCGUUGCUAUUUGUAG